This is a messenger RNA of Ylistrum balloti, 3824 nucleotides long. Its product is annotated as collagen alpha-2(IX) chain-like. Bases 295 to 2349 code for a protein of 684 amino acids. The record is from RefSeq and is a predicted model, not a curated record. Gene Ontology annotation, molecular function: protein binding. Lineage: Eukaryota; Metazoa; Mollusca; Bivalvia; Pectinida; Pectinidae. The transcript has 14 exons.
GGAAAAGGGACUGGGUAUCCGAGUGUGUAUUUAAGGCGCACGCAACGAGUUAGUGACAUUUUACAGUGUUUAUGUAGCUGUGUCGGCGAGCCGACUUUCAUUACCAUUGGCUGCUGUGGAGGAGGGGAGUAGAGAACACUGGAGGUGUUUAUAUAGCAGUCAACUGGCAAUCAAAAGCAGGACUUAUUCCGGAACUUUUAGGUCGAAUUUGGAUAAAAUAUUAUUGCAGCCUAGAAAUUUUAUGAGUGAAUUCCGGAUUAUUUUGUUAUUAUCAUUGUUUCUUAAACAUCGAGGAUGAACUGCACGACUCUGGGAUGCCUUAUAUGUCUGUUGUUGGUGACUAUUUUAGAGUUUUGUAGGGCCAAUAACUACAGACCUUAUAACUAUCGAUUGCCGUCCUAUGUCCAUGUACAACCCUUACGGCAAUGUACUAAUACUUUCACAGAAUAUAAAAGCAAGUGGUGCUGGGACCAACAGCGUAAUAGAUGGUAUACCAAACUACAACCUUACACAAAAAAAGUAUGUUGUCCUGGAUGGGAAGGACCUAAAUGUGAUUCUAAAUGUUUUGAUUGUAAACAAUUCCACAAUUUAACGGAGAGAGUUACUACCUUAGAGAGACGUUCAACGAGUACGACGACAGUUACAACCGGGAAUGGUGUAAAGGGAGAGCGUGGAGAGCGAGGAAUACAGGGACGAACUGGACCUCAAGGGCCAGAUGGACCUAGAGGGCCACGGGGACCAAAAGGGGCUGAUGGGAUGCCGGGGCAAACUGGUCUUGCCGGGCUUCCUGGCAGGAAAGGCGAUCCGGGAAUCCCAGGUUUGGCUGGAGCUGAUGGUCUACCCGGAACUAAUGGUUUGAUAGGAAGGAGAGGCGAAGUCGGCCCAAGAGGACGGGACGGUCAAGAUGGGGAACCAGGAAUUCAAGGGGAAAUAGGUCUCCCAGGACCACAAGGACCACAAGGACCUCCCGGACCGCCAGGGCUUCCUGGAAGUGGCGGAGAAAGUAAUGGAGUUCCAAUAAAAGGAGAACCCGGUAGUCCUGGUCUACCGGGUAACCCUGGACGGAAAGGAGAUAGAGGAGCAAGGGGUAAUACUGGAAGAGACGGACUUGACGGCGCAAUGGGACUGACUGGCGAAAGGGGGCGCGAUGGACUCGCUGGAUCAAAGGGAGAGAGAGGUGUGAUAGGACCAGCAGGUGAAACUGGUUUGCCAGGACUUCCGGGAAUAGACGGAAGUAGGGGAGAAAUAGGUCUACCUGGGCUUCCAGGAGACAGUGGAGAAAGAGGACCCGUAGGUCCCGCUGGUCCACCAGGUCCAUUUGGACCUCCGGGACCCCCUGGAGUCGAUGGGGCUCCUGGUGUUUCCGGAGAGCCAGGUGCUCCAGGGAGGGAUGGCGUUGAUGGCGCUAACGGUAGAGACGGAGUUGAUGGGAGGGAUGGAGUGAACGGAAGAGAUGGAACCGACGUGGACAUGGAGCGGAUAAAGAUACUAGAAAGAACAAUACAGACACUUAUAACGAAUAUGACUCGAUGCUGUAACCGAGUUGAAAUUUUAGAAAUCGACCUUAUUGGAAUAAAGGAAAAGAUAAACGAACUAAAUAAAACGAUAAUAGUUCUUCCUCCACAACCUGUCACGCCAGCGCCCACUACACCACGGCCAGGUUGUCCAGCGGACAAGUUCACAUGUGCGGAUGGAACAUGUAUUGACGCACUGUACAGAUGUGAUGACAACGACUUUGACUGCCCGGAUGGUUCAGACGAGAGGAACUGUCCUAGUAGGGUAAGGUGUACAGAAGGUCAGUUCUUGUGCGAUACUAGGAAAUGUAUAGCUACAUCGUUUCUGUGUGAUGGCAACAACGAUUGCGAAGAUGGAACUGACGAAGGAGAGACAGUCAACUGUGGUCCCAAAUGUAGCCCUGACGAGUUCCGCUGUAACAGCGGGCAAUGUAUACCCGGGGACUUCAAGUGCGACAAUUACGAAGAUUGUGAUGACUCGUCAGACGAAUCCGAGGCCGUGUGUGAAACGACAGCUCUGCCAAUGUCACACACCACACCUGCCGACUGCGACUGUGACAAUCUACCACCACCUCCGCUUCCGCCACCAGGAAUUCUGGGAAACAUGAGAGAAUCGUUGGAUAGCUUCGUCAACUUACUGCCUGACCGGCCAUGUGCAAAGUGCCUUCCAGGAUUCAACAAAGGAAAUGAUCACGUGUUUGUAGCUAAUCAAAUGAAAGCUUCUGAAAUCGUAGUGGCGGAAGUGAAACAUUCUCUGACGUCAGGUUACCAUAGCUUAUAUAAACAAAAUACAAUUCUUCUAUUGACAGGGAUGUCCAUGAUUUAUUUUUUUUGAUCUUGCAAUGAAAAUCGAUUUAUUAUUGGUACAUUUUCAAACAAAAUACAAAGGCAGGUUUUAUAUUAGUUUAAAGGCGGUUAUAAAUAAAUGUUUUACUUUUAUGGUAUUUUUACGAAACAUACGCAAAGCAAAUAUAUAAGUAUGUAGAUGUCCGCAAGUUAAUUUGUGAUGGAAUGUAUUGUAAUAUUUUUGUACAGACGAAAAUUAGAUUAAAAAUUUUAGAUAUUUUACAGUGUGUACGAUAUCCGUAUUCUAAAGUGAAAUUUGAAUGAUAGUGUUAUGUGAUAUUUUUGUAAGUAAUUUAAUCCUGUGAAGACAGUAGAAAUACGUGUAACAUCCCCACUGUCGAUCACAUUAUACAUCACGUAUUGCAGAAAUUCAAUUCUACAAAUGUUCUAUCUAUUUCCAUACCAAAGAUUUGAAGUGGCCUUAACAUAUUUGCCAAACGAUUAGAAUUAUGGGAAAUAUGACUGAUAUAACUUAUCUUCCUUAUUCACUGAAAUAGAGAUUCAUGUCAUGACGUCAUGAAGCGUAUUUCAGUCAACAAAUUUUAAAAUGUUCGCUGUACGUUUUUGAUAGCAGAAAUUCAAUAUCAAUAAACUUAUUCUGUAUGUUGUUAAAUGUGUCAAACUUUUAUAUUAUAGCACCAUGUUAUAUACUAAAAUGUGUGUUAAUUGCUUUUCAAUAUAGCUUAAGCAUUUACAGUGGCCAGUUAUAGUACUCUCGCUAGUGAAUCAGUUGAUAUCAUUAAUAGAAUUCUCUGUACCUAAUGUACCAGGCACGUGAGGUAAUUAGGUCGGUCAAUAUCACUCAAUUACAUCUUAGAACUUUUCAUUCGUUAUUGCAUAUGUACAUUUCUAUAAUCAGUACAUGUCAUUUGUUUUUAUAGUGUAUAAGUACAUAUAUGAUGCACGCGUAUUUGUGUCCCACGUGUUUGUACAUUUAUUUCGAUGCGGAUGCAAGUUAAAUUGGAUUGCGUAAAUCACUUUAACAGUAAUAUAUUUGAAAAUAUUUCUUUCGAUGAUCAUGGCGUGAAAUUUGAUACAUGUGAUGUUUAUGACAUGUGUUAAGCCCUCUUUGUGGUGGUGCCUGUUUACUAUUAAUGUCAUUUUCUAGCUUCACGGUUAACAUAUCCAUCGUUCAUUUACUCAAUGAAAAAGGCUGUAAUGGAGAAACCAUGUAAGCCUGUAGAGGUGUUGUAGAAAAUAGGUACAACACAUGAUGAAUUACGUCAUUAGAUUGAUUCAGAUAAGAUAUUUUUUAUACCGAUAUCGGGAUUUUAUACAUUGCCAAUAAAUUUAACGACAUGUAAAUAUCGAUAAUACUCAAACUGUAUGUACACAAUGCAGGUAACAAAACCAGGUACAAACUUUGUUUCUUCUAAAGGUUUGUAUAAUGAUGUCAGUUUAUCACGUGCCUUAUUUUGACCGCUGGUGCCAAUGAUUGUGAAAUAAACAAUAUAAUAACAUCAA